This is a messenger RNA of Cloeon dipterum, 950 nucleotides long. RefSeq lists its product as uncharacterized. The coding region runs from base 63 to 698 and encodes 211 amino acids. Lineage: Eukaryota; Metazoa; Arthropoda; Insecta; Ephemeroptera; Baetidae. The transcript is spliced from 3 exons. The record is from RefSeq and is a predicted model, not a curated record.
GUUUUUUAUUAAGCUAAUUUAGUCGCUCAUAGAUUUCCAUACGGCGCAGAAGGCGUCACGAAAUGAGAAUGAUCAUGCCAGUAAGUUUCAUCGUCCUUCUCGCUCUGCUCGCCGUUGGCAAAUGCUACGAAGAUUUUGAAUUUCCAAUCAGCGAGGCAGAUCAGGUGCGCGUGCCAGAUAACGAGACCGCAGCUCUUGGCCAAAAAGUACCCGACGGCAGCACAAGCAGGAUUUAUGGCUUGGAGUGUUACAUCUCAAAUCAGGCGUUUCCAAAUGAAUAUUUGUACAUGCAGUCAGGGUGGAAGGGCGACUACCCUGUCAUGCAGCCAGGAAUGCCAAGAAGACACUUCGACAAGUGGAACUGGAGGGGAAUGUGGCUCAUCAAUGAAAUCGAGAUCGAUGGAGAGGCGUACUACCAGUUCUGGAAUCACUACUACCACAAGUACUUGAGCUACAACCCCUCAAGCAGCAAAUACGUGAAAGGAAAGUCAGCCGGCGACUCGAUGGACACUGUAUGGACCGUGGGCCAGCAGGGCAACGCUUAUUCGAUUCAUCACUCGAACGGCUACCUGCACGCCAUGACUUGGAAAAGCAAAAAGGACAACCGCUUUGUUGGAGUCUUGAAUUACAACCCAGACAAGGAGAUAUACAAUUGGCGCAUAAUCUGCCGCAAUAGUAAGGGAUUUGUUUCUUCGUAAAAUUAAAAAUUUUACGUUUGUAAGCGACAUCUCAGGAAACAUUAUAUAGUUUUCAUCUAUAAUAUAAUCUUUUAGUACAUAAUAUAUAAUAACAAAUUGUCACACGGUGCAAUUCGCUUUUGCUAAAAUAUGCAACCUGCGAAGCAUGCCCGUCGUGAAAUUGCAUACAAUGCUAUAAUUCGAUCAAAGAUUGCAGCACAAGUAACUGCCAGUGGAUAUUUUAUUGCCACAUUUUGCACUUUUAUGAAUAAA